GAGGAAAUAAUAGGAUUGUUUGAAAAUGACGUUAUGUCUAGUGAUCCUCAAGCGGGAAUGGAGGUCGUAAAGGAUCUGCGUAAUACCGUAAAUCAGAGCUACUUAUUUCUGAAGUCCUAUUCGAAGUCUAUCCUGGGAAACAUGGAAUCGGCAAAAAUUGGUGUUACUCUUCAAAUAGUUUAUGGAAAUGACUGCAAAAAAAUAAAUGGAGCACUACUCAUUUCCAUCCGAUGUCUUUAUCAGAAAAGACCAUACCUUUUUCUUGAUACUGAGAACGAUAUUGUUAAAGCAAGCAGAAAUAUCUUGACUGCACAAGGAAUAGCCAACACUCCAAAGUUUAAAUCUUGGGGUCCUGGAUCUACUUUGCUUCUAGCUGUAAGCGAAUUAAUAAAGACGUUACAAGCGCAAAUUAGCCAACUAGGAAAGGAUUCCACUCCAUCCUCAGCCAAAAUCGAUAAUGCCACUCUGCGGGAGGUUACAAAAGUCGGUUGGAAUGAGCUAAGAAUAAUGGAAUACCUUGGCAAAGGAAGCUACGGUACUGUCUACAAAGCAACAUAUCAGGACAAAACAGUGGCGGUCAAAGUGAUCGAGCGUCAAGUAGACCUGAAAUAUUUGGAUCGGGAGAUGCGCAUUCAGUUCGCCUGCGACCAUCCCAACAUUCUGAAACUCUACGGAGUGUCGAAGACCCCGCAUGGGGAGACCGCUUUUAUCCUCGAAUACGCCGAGACGACAUACUUCGAGCUCAUCAAGCGGGGAGUUCACUUAUCGAACCACGAGAAGUUCACGAUCAUCCGCGAACUGGCGGAUGCGUUGCUUUAUAUUCAUAGACAUGGCUUCAUUCAUCGCGAUUUGAAGGCCGAAAACAUUCUCAUUUCCAAUAAUCAUAUCAAGAUCGGCGACUUUGGGUUCGCUCGCGAGCUAAAAUCCGUGGAAAACAUCCACAUCACUCCGCUGGGAACGCCCGUGAUGUGUUCAUCAUGGAGGGUUUUGACGUGUAGCAUCGCUCCCGAACUUUUACUGGACGUGCCAGUGACAAAUAAAGUGGACGUUUAUUCUUUUGGUUCAGUGCUGAACGAGAUCAUGUCGGACAGAAUCAAUUAUUGGGAUUUGAAUGGGAUUCAUCCACAGUUUUUUCAAAUGGUGAUAAACGGAAUGCGUCCGGAGAUUGCGACGAGCACGCCCAUCGAGGUCCGAAUGCUGAUUGAGGAUUGCUGGAAGGAGAGUGCGUUCCGUCCGUCUAUGGAGAAUGUGUGGAUUCGAAUCAAUCAGUGGAAUCCCGAUUCAUGGUAG
Molecule: messenger RNA, 1290 nt
Organism: Blastocystis hominis
Lineage: Eukaryota; Bigyra; Opalinata; Blastocystidae
Exons: 9
Coding region: 58-1290 (410 amino acids)
Biological process (GO): protein phosphorylation
Molecular function (GO): ATP binding; protein kinase activity
Source: RefSeq, a predicted model, not a curated record